UCCAAACUCGCAAUGCCAUCGACGUCCUUCCCUCCUGCCGUACACGUACACACGCACCUCUCUCCUUAACACAUGCUUCUUAAAAGGCUCACCAUAUCGGAUCUUAUUACGAAGCAGGCGGCCUUUCUACUGGGCGUUCGCCUGUGAAUUACCUAUCUAAGCACACAAAUACCUCUGGACAAUGCGCGCUUCGGAUCCCACGAUAGAUUCCAGGGUACGGCGAUCAUGGGCAACCAGCAGAGCAGAGUAACCGCCCAGGACAAAGCGAUCCUCGACCUCAAACUCCAGCGCGACAAGCUGCACCAGUACCAGCGGCGCAUCACGGUGCUGACGGACAAGGAGACGGCGGUGGCGCGGCAGAUGCUCGCCGCCGGCGACAAGAAGCGCGCGCUGCUCGCCCUGCGCCGCAAGAAGUACCAGGAGUCGCUGCUCGAGAAGACGGACGCGCAGCUGGCCCAGCUCGAGCAGCUGACGCGCAGCGUCGAGUUCGCCCUCAUCCAGAAGGACGUCGUCUUCGGCCUGCAGGAGGGCACCAAGGUCCUGAAGGAGAUCCACGCCGAGAUGGGCGGCGUCGAGCACGUCGAGAAGCUGAUGGGCGAGACUGCCGAUGCUAUUGCCUACCAGAAGGAAGUAAGCGAGAUGCUAGGAGGCAGGAUAACAAACCAGGACGAGGACGAAGUCGAAGACGAGCUCGCCGCUCUCGAGCUAGAAGUCAACGGGCCGGCGCCGCUGCCGAACGUACCGGUUACCAAGCUGAAUAAGAUACCCAAGGCCGCGGUCACGGAGCAGCAAGCAGCAGCAGCUCCUCAGGAGCAAGAACCCGAACAAGAACGAAGAGCGAUGCUUGCCGCAUGAACUAGGCACCGCUAGCCGAAGCGCACAGAUAUAUAACUAGGUACGGAGCAACCCUACAUAAUCGAGGACGGAACACGAGCAAUUGUUGGAAAUCUCGGGUGUAUAGUACGAGGUGGUACCCCUUGGAGCGGUUUUGAUUUGGAACUUGGGCGUUUACCUUAAGGGUGAUAUAGAAUAGCAUCAUGAAGACGGUUGGCUGCUUCGGCUAUCAUAAUCAAUGAAUAGACAAUGGAAACUCAUCCAAUAUCUUA
This is a messenger RNA of Annulohypoxylon truncatum, 1106 nucleotides long. RefSeq names its product Snf7-domain-containing protein. The transcript has 3 exons. The record is from RefSeq and is a predicted model, not a curated record. Bases 226 to 855 code for a protein of 209 amino acids. Gene Ontology annotation, biological process: late endosome to vacuole transport via multivesicular body sorting pathway; vesicle budding from membrane. Gene Ontology annotation, cellular component: multivesicular body; ESCRT III complex. Lineage: Eukaryota; Fungi; Ascomycota; Sordariomycetes; Xylariales; Hypoxylaceae.